UCAUUUUUUGCAUCGCAGAGAAGAAGGGGCUGCUCGCGUUAUGUAAUUGUCGAUGGUUAACCAAACGUUAUAAUAACACCAGCUGGGUUUAAACUCCUCAGGUGACGCUGUAUGGGACCAAUGUCCAGGUGCAUUUUGAGAUCGUCUGUGAAGUACUUGGCUUCUCUGCCGACGUUGCUGCAAAACAGGAUGUCCAGCUCACGUGCCCCGUUGGCCGCAGUGUGUCAAGUGACAUCUACCCCUGACAAGGAAGCCAACUUCUCUGUCUGUGAGCAGCUGGUGCAGGAAGCUAAAGAGAGAGGCGCCUGCAUGGUCUUCCUGCCUGAGGGGUUUGAUUACAUCGGGUCCAGCAGAGAAGAGACACUGUCCCUUUCAGAGACACUGGGAGGAGACACGAUCUCAAAAUAUGCUCAACUUGCCAGGAAACUGGAGUUGUGGCUUUCUCUUGGAGGAUUUCAUGAACGAGGACAUGACUGGGAGAAUGAUCGACGGAUUUACAAUAGUCAUGUUAUAAUCAAUAAUGAAGGUGACAUCACGUCUGUGUACAGGAAGUCCCAUUUGUUUGAUGUUGAACUGCCAGAGAAAGGCGUGUCCCUCAAAGAGAGUGCCUUCACCAUCCCUGGACCAGCUCUGGUGUCACCAGUCCAAACUCCAAUUGGCAAGGUAGGACUGGGGAUCUGCUAUGAUCUAAGAUUCCCUGAGUUAUCACUUGCUUUGCAAAGACAUGGAGCUGAAAUCCUCACUUACCCAUCAGCCUUCACCGUAGCAACAGGAGCUGCACACUGGGAGGUGUUACUUCGUGCUCGAGCAAUCGAGACCCAGUGUUUUGUCUUUGCAGCAGCGCUAGUUGGCCGGCACCAUGAGAAACGCGCAUCGUACGGCCACGCCCUCGCUGUGGACCCCUGGGGCGAGGUGGUGGGCGACUGUGGAGGGGAGCAGCCAGGUGUGGUACUGGUGGAGGUUGACAUGGACAGAGUGGUUAGAACCAGAAGGAACAUGCCGGUCCAACAGCACCGCAGAGAUGAGGCGUUUUACUGUGUCAAAGCUAACCCAAAGUAACCAGGCUUAAUGGCAAGUUUAAUUUAUAUGGACAAAUUUAGUGUCUAUGUGAUUUUUUAAAUUUAUUUAUUUGUCUGUAGAGAUCCUGCUGCAUCUCUAAGAAUGAGUUUUUUUAAUAACAACCAUUGGUGAUGUAAUGAUUGAUGUACCUAUCUUUCCUUUAUUGAUGAUAUUUUGAGUCAUACUUAACUGUUGUUGAUAAUCUGAUUUCUGCUGCCUUUUGAUUGUUCUGAUCAAGAAAUCCACCCAGCCCAAGUUCUUUUAGCAGUCUGUAAAUGAGCUACAAAUGACACUGCUGGACAAUACGAAUAAAAGAAACCAUGGCUGGA
This is a messenger RNA of Nothobranchius furzeri (turquoise killifish), 1388 nucleotides long. RefSeq names its product nitrilase 1 (gene nit1). Gene Ontology annotation, molecular function: hydrolase activity, acting on carbon-nitrogen (but not peptide) bonds, in linear amides. The record is from RefSeq and is a predicted model, not a curated record. Lineage: Eukaryota; Metazoa; Chordata; Actinopteri; Cyprinodontiformes; Nothobranchiidae.